CACACCUCUCCGUGUCUGCUGCCCGGGAUUACUACAAGUCGCCAUAUAUAUGCGUAUGAAUAUAUGAGCUCUCUCACGAACAUUACGCUGCUUGUCAAGCCAAGGUCAAGUCAAGUCAAACUGAUGAUAGUGAUGUAUAGAAGGUCUGCAGUAUUGGUCGUGCUUCUCCUACAAGCUGCAGUAAUGCCAAGCCUCGUGAGUGGCACCUGCGAGACUAAGGGAUGCAAGGGCGACCCCGGCACUCCUGGCCCGAAAGGCGGCACCGGCCCUCCUGGCCCGAAAGGCGACCCCGGCACUCCUGGCCCGAAAGGCGGCACCGGCCCUCCUGGCCCGAAAGGCGACCCCGGCCCUGCUGGCCCGAAAGGCGGCACCGGCCCUCCUGGAGCGAAAGGCGGCAGCGCCUGCUGGCGAAAGGUUCGGACGGUGCCCGGGCCGCAGGCCGUCAGACAGUAUUCAACAACUCCAGGUUACUGUGAGGGCAACUCGGUCACAUCUGCUGUCAGAAAUGUGUUCAUCCAGAGAAUACUCGAGACUAGUGCGUCAUCUAGUAUACCGGCAUCUCUAGAUGACAUCGUGACCGCGGCGUGGGCCGGUGACGUAUAUCACUCGAUGGCGGAGCAUCGGAUCGGCUGCUAG
Messenger RNA from Priapulus caudatus, 636 nucleotides. Its product is annotated as pulmonary surfactant-associated protein D-like. Lineage: Eukaryota; Metazoa; Priapulida; Priapulimorpha; Priapulimorphida; Priapulidae. The transcript is spliced from 5 exons. The record is from RefSeq and is a predicted model, not a curated record. Bases 64 to 636 code for a protein of 190 amino acids.